ACGCGCCCACUGCGACUAUAUAAGCACCCAAAGCCAGGCUCAGCUCAGUCCGCAUACAUAUGGUCUCGGAGGAUGAGUGGCCCAAUCAUCAACCACUAUGACAAGUCGACUUUCAUCGAAACAGACACCGGAAACAAAGUCUCAAGGAAGGCUCUCAUCUCUGGAUCUCAAAACAUCAUCCUCGGUGGCAAAACGAUCAUCCAACACCUCGUCAUCAUCAGGGGAGACCUUCGCAGGGCUGGGGUCGGUAACUCAGUCGUGAUCGGGAUCGGCAAGUUCUGUUUAUUGAGCGAACGAUCGGUCAUCAGACCACCUUAUAAAACAUACAAGGGUGUGUUUUCUUACUAUCCAAUGAAGAUCGGUGACCAUGUCCACAUAGGAGCAGAUACUAUAGUCGAAGCAGCCAGCAUCGGAAACUUGGUUGAAAUCGGAAAAAACUGCGUGAUCGGUCGCUUUGCGAUCAUCAAGGACUGCGUUAAAAUCGCGGAUCACACCAUCAUCCCACCUGGAACGGUGGUUGCUUCAAUGUCGCUUUAUUCCGGCUCGCCAGGACGGUGGCAGGCUGACCUGCCCGAAGGAACACCCGAAUUGAUGGAAGCUCAGAGUAAAAGCUAUUACAGUCGAUUCCAACCGGCUUGAUUCAAACUCCAUGUCAUAUAGUAGUUUUUAUUUUUGUCCUACUUGUAUAUCUAUCGUUUCAGAACCUCAACCAUCCUCGUCUUGGACAUGCUGUUGUAUUGCAAUCAAUCCCUUGUCGAUCACGAAGCCCCGAUGCAGACUUUGUAAUUCCAAAUCCCAAAAUAGUUUACUUGAUGAUGAAGAUUAAUUGAUAUCGAGUUCCCCCAAGCAAACCAGGUUGGAAUUUGAUAGAAAAAGAC
This is a messenger RNA of Puccinia graminis f. sp. tritici CRL 75-36-700-3, 878 nucleotides long. RefSeq names its product dynactin 5. NCBI's taxonomy places the organism in Eukaryota, Fungi, Basidiomycota, Pucciniomycetes, Pucciniales, Pucciniaceae. Bases 73 to 639 code for a protein of 188 amino acids. The transcript is spliced from 5 exons. The record is from RefSeq and is a predicted model, not a curated record.